AUGUCCUCGCAACGGAUCCCCACGACGGGGCCUAGCUCCCUGCGCCCCACCGGCUUUGCAGAGACCAUUCUGAUCAUCACCAUCCUGCUCGGCCUUUUUUGCAUGAUUGCAGUCGUUCCCCGCACUUGGCAGCGUAUUCGAGACCGAAGCUUUCAUGUUGACGACGGCGUUACAUGGCUUGGGCUGCAGAUCUUCAACUUGAUCCACACACUGCUACGAAUAAACAACGGGACCGGCCAUCGGAAGACCACCUGGGCUCUCUGGCUCAUCAUGAUCGUGGUCGCUGCAUCAUCAACCGCUUCAUUCCUUUAUUACGUCGUGCGCUGCGACCCUUUUAGUGGUUGUCGAGACUCCGCCUACACAAUACUCGUCAUCUAUUUUCUCUGGGUGGCCGUCUACAUCCUCGUCGACAUCGCGCUAGCCGCUGUACCUUUGUUCAUGAUCCGCGGUCUCAACAUGCAGAAGAGCCUCAAGCUGUCACUAGGGGUGAUCUUGGCCAUGGGCGGCAUCGCAUGCCUCGCUUCCAUUAUUCGCAUCCCGUCCCGGCUCGAAAACACGGGUGGUAGCGAUGAGGGAUACCGAUUCGGUUCGGUCAUCCUGUGGAGUGUGGUCGAGACCGGCCUGAGCAUCAUUGCAUGUUGCCUCCCGAUGAUGCGCAAACUCCUUAGGAGCUUCGACACAGAUGGCGCCUCAGUCGCCCAAGGCAGACCCGCGUACUACCAGCCCGGCUCCUCUGGACACUCGGGACACUCGGGACAGACCCCCAGCAACAACAAUCGGCACCUUCUACACCAAUCAAGCCUUUCCUCCGACCAAGAGAAGGGGCCCAACGCCGUGUAG
Messenger RNA from Diaporthe citri, 840 nucleotides. RefSeq lists its product as uncharacterized. The record is from RefSeq and is a predicted model, not a curated record. Bases 1 to 840 code for a protein of 279 amino acids. NCBI's taxonomy places the organism in Eukaryota, Fungi, Ascomycota, Sordariomycetes, Diaporthales, Diaporthaceae. The transcript has 4 exons.